This is a messenger RNA of Alternaria infectoria, 1113 nucleotides long. RefSeq lists its product as uncharacterized. The transcript has a single exon. The record is from RefSeq and is a predicted model, not a curated record. NCBI's taxonomy places the organism in Eukaryota, Fungi, Ascomycota, Dothideomycetes, Pleosporales, Pleosporaceae. The coding region runs from base 1 to 1113 and encodes 370 amino acids.
AUGUCACCAAAAAAGGGUCAAGCACCAUCCUUACCGGGCCUACCAACGUAUGACUCCUCCGCCUCCUCCUCCAGUAGCUCAGAGCCAGAACCAGAAGACUAUAAACCAAAGGUCAAGCAAGAAGCAGCCGUAACCCAACAAGUAGCCGCAACCCAAGACGCAGAGCCAGUCCAAAAGGCUGAGUCAACCCAAGAAGCAGCCGCAGCGCCAGGAGUCGUGGGAUACACCUGGCCACCGCCGGGCUCACCCACAGAGAAAGAUGAAGACGAACCCGAACCCGAACUCGAUCCACUUUCAGAUGAUAUAGAUUGGGAUAACGACGAAGAGGCACUCGGAAACGAUGGAAACGAGGAUGAGAAUGAAGGAGAACCGCAGACCAGCGGCGUCGUUGCCCCUGACACCAUCAUCAUCCAGUCAAACCCCGUAGACCGCAUUUUCAGAACGCCAUCCUCGACGGGCACCGUAUAUUCGUUUAGAUCAGAACGGGCUGGAAUAGACGCAGUAGUAGUAGUAGACUCAGCAGCGUCCUCGCCGCUCGGCCCAAAAAGUCCCACUCCGCCUCCUCCGUCCCCAGGUCCACCUGCGAACAAGCCGAAGGAGAAAGGUAUGCCAGCGGGUAUUGCUCCGAGAGCAGGACACACAAAUGCGGAAACGGGCAUGGAGGAUGACGCGCCGGAUGCUGUAGUAGCCCGCGCAGUAGCCGCAGCAAAGAAACGAAAACGCGAGGAGGAAGAGAAGAAUAAGCGCAAGGCUCCGCCAAGGAAGAAAGUACGCGUGGUGUCACCGGAGGAGGAGGAUGACGACGAGUUAUCGGAUGCGCCGUCGAAUCCCGAACCUCCUUCGCCAGUUGCGGCUGUAGUUGAGAAGGGGAAGAAGGGGAGGAAGACCAACAACAGCAAGAAGGAAAGCACAAAGCCGAAACCGAGCAAAGCGCCUCCCAAAAAACCGACAAAGAACACCUCGAAACCGAAAGGCGCCAAGGCAAAGAAGGGUGAGGGUAUAGAGAAAGUGAAGUGUGGUGGAAGAACGACCAAGGGCGAGCCGUGUAAGAAUGAGAAGAAUGUGAAGGAGGGAGAUGAAUAUAAUUGUGGCAAGCAUAAGUCUGAUAAGUGA